AAGAAGAGUAUUUGGUAAAAAAGAGACAUCUUUUAAUGCUAAUUUGCAAAUUCAUUUUCUGUUGAUAAUGAUACUUUUGGACGGUGUUGGGAAUGUUAUUUUAUAGAAAAUUAUUAAAUUAAGGAAAAUGGUCAUUAUGCUUAUUUUGCCAAGUACAAGUGUACAACAUUUUGCAAUGGUGGAAUAAUGUCGUUUGUUAAGCAUAUUGUCGUUUGGUAGAGAAGAUUGAAUACAUAUUGUCCUCUUAAAUGAGUGGUCUUAUUCAUGAUCCAUCUAAUAGUUAUGAGCAUCAAUUUCGAGAUUAUAUGUUGGAGAGAGAGAGAGAGCAUUACAUUUACAUCAUUAUAAAGAAAAAAAUAUGUAAAGAAAAUUUAUCCAAAAUAAUAAAAUUUACAGCUAGGUCGGCUGAUGAUAGUAAAUGGGGGUAUGUGAACAUCUUUAAAGGAGCAGUUAUUAGACUGACAAGAAAAGUUGGUUUGGUGGUUGUCUCCUGAGAUUUUUACUCUGUAGCUCUUCAGCUCAAAAACCACACAACACUUCACAUUUAAUGUCACUCUUGGUAGACUCAUUCUUUUCUGUUUUUGUUCAUAAACAAAACCCAACAACACCUUACAUUCUUUGGAUUUUGCCCUUUUUAUUUUCUGUUCUUUUUUAAAUGUCAAGUUCUUCUAGCCACAUUCUAAAAUGGGCACUCUCAAGAUUCAAUUUUUACUGCAGUAUACCUAUGCUGCUGUUAUACUGAUACAUGUACUAUUAUUACUUAACUCAGUUGAAUCAAAGGUCCUCAUUCAUUUUGCUCAAGCUCCUCCACCAAGAUCAAGGCACUCCUAUGCAGUUUUCAGAUACUCUUUUGAGACUUUGGAUGGUUCAAAUGCAUGCCACAAUAAUACAUGUUCUGUCUACUGUCAGAUUGAUGACCAAGUUUUGAGUCCAUGUCCACAUAAAUUGUUAGUACUCAAGAAUUUAACUGUGAACCAUCACCAUAAAUUUCUUCUCAAUGUUACAACCUGGAAUGGCAAGAGAAACUCAUCAGCUUAUUCUUGGUUCAUUGAUACGAUACCGCCAACUGCAACAAUUUCAAGUAAGCAAGACUAUACCAAUGCUAAAAGAGUAGCCAUUGAUAUCAAAUUCAGUGAAGCUUGCAUGGGAAGGGGUGGCUUCAAGUGUUUGACCUCAUCAAACUGUGAUGUCAUACUCAAAGGGCCAGCCUCUAUAAACCCGAAAUCAUUGCGAAUUAUUAAGCCAGCUAUUCAUUACAAGCUUGACAUAGUUUUCUCCACAACGAGCAUACUUGGACGAGUGGUAGUUAGAAUGGCAGAGAAUAUUUGUACAGAUCAUGCAGGGAAUAGCUUUACAAGAACAAAUGGCUCCUCUAUAACCAUUCACUUUGAUAGAGGGCCGGUUUUAGUGGAUUUCUGGACUGCAGUUCCAUCUUAUGAGCUAGUGCUUAAUGGGGUCCCAAGAACUGUCCUUGCAACUAACAAAAAAGAGGAUUUGAAGAUCUUUUUAGACUUUAGAAUUCCCAUAGUAAAUACUACAGACCAGAUUGCUAAUGCAUUACAAGUGAACAUGGGUAACUUAGUACCUAUUUAUAGUACUAAUCAAGCGAACCGACGAUUCGCUUUUCAUCUCAAUGUUACAGUAAGCACUGUCAUCAUCAAAGUUGAAUUUCAAUCCCAUUUGAUAAUUAGUAAAACAGGAACUCCUGUCUCACCUGCUGACUUAAUCACAUUUGUUUAUGAUUCAAUGGAGCCUGGUGUAAAGCUAAGUACUAGUGCUCCAAAUGUUACAAAGGAUUCGAAAAUCAACAUAAUAGUUGAGUUUACAAAGCCUGUUUUCGGUUUUAAAGCUUCUAUGGUAGAAGUGACUGGUGGUAAGAUAACGAGGUUGAAGGAACUUUCGAAAGCUCUGUACUCGAUGGAUGUCCUCAUGGAAACACAUAAUAUCGUGUCAAUUAUCGUUCCUGCUGGGAAAGUAAAUGACAUUUCAGGAAAUCUAAAUUUGGAGUCUAACAAACUUGAAGUGAUGCACUCAGAUUUAGCCCCUUCACUAUCAGUAGCAUUACACUCAUUUGUAACUGCUGGAAUAUUGACAACAUCAUUUGCAACUGCUGUUCUUUCAAUUUCUCUUGCAAAUCUUGGAGCAUUAGACACUCUUGCUUCUGGUAGUACAAAUCUUAUUGGUACUGACACUGCAAGGAAUCUUCAUGGUAUGGUUGGACAUCUUCAAGUGUUUGUCCUUUCAGAUUGGCUUUCAGUUAAUCAACCAGUUGUAUUUUCUGAGACUGCUAAAGGUCUAAGGUGGCUUAUACCUCAUCAAAAGCUUCCAUGGAAAAAGGAUAGUGCUUCAGUUUGGCCCAGUCAUGUCUACUUAUCAGGAGGGGAGCUUGGAAUGAAGCUUAGCACCAUUUCCGGGGCAAUAGAUUCUUGCUUGACCAAUAUAUCUUGUGCGCGGUUAAAUGACAUAAAACCAAAUCCUGGUUGGAUUUAUGGACAUUACAACAUAAGCAUGAAAAAAGAACCUUAUGGACUAGCUCUUGAUUCCAAAGAAUAUUUCAUUUAUUUCUUGAGAGGAGAGCCACUUUCAGCUAGAGAUGUUGUCAAGAGAAUGGAGAAUUACAAAGGGUGGCAGGACUUGGAGAUGAACUUGUUCUGGCUUGGAGUUGGGGGAGGAAGUCUAGUCAUAGCACAUGUUCUCUUAUUACUUUUCUUAAAAUGGAGAACAGGAACACCAGUUCAUGGCAUUCUUUCAGUACCCCGAUUCGAGCUUUUUCUUCUCAUUCUUAUGCUACCUUGCAUAUCCCAAUCAUCAGCUUUUGUAAUAAGAGGUGGUACAACAGGUGGAAUAAUCACUGGAGCUCUACUACUAGCAAUCCCAGCAGCCUUUAUUUUAUCAAUAAUCAUUUUUCUCAUAAUUGCAGUAUUCUCAGGAACUUUGGUUCAAUACAAGGAAAUCAAGUAUGCUGCAAAUACAGAACCAUGGUAUGCAAAGCUAUGGUUCUUUUUCACAACUAGGAAUGUGAAAGGAAAGUGGUUUUAUAGAGAAGGCAUUCCUUCAUCUUUCCUUUCACGUUUCGGGAUUCUCUUUGAGAGUCUCAAAGGUCCUCCAAUGUUUGUCUUUGUCGAUCAGAACGACUCAAACAUGACUCGAAAAUGGGGUGAAAGUGGCCAUAAUGGGAUUGGGAGAAUAUGUACUGUGAGCUCAGAUGACAGCAAUGAAGAAACUGAUAUUCCCUUACAAAGAAGACUAUUAGGCUGCACUAGAUCAUCAUAUAUAGUUAUUGAUCUUAUGAGAAGGGUCAGUUUAGGAAUUUUAUCUGGAGCAUACUCAUCAAAGAAGCCAAGCCAAAGUAUCUUAGCCUUAACAAUCACACUAGUACAGUUUAUGUAUCUGUUUAUACUAAAACCAUUUUUAAAUAAGGGAGUUCACCUGGUUGAAAGUGUUUCUCUUUUGUGUGAGAUUGGUAUGUUUGGUAUAUCUAUCAGUAUGACUAACACAAAUCCAAUGGAAACACAAGAGUUGGGAUUUGUUAUGCUGGCUCUCCUCUUCAUCACUUUUGUUACUCACAUUAUACACGAGUGGUACGCGCUUAUAAGUUCUUUGUUAAGACUAUCACAUCCUCAGAAAAAUUCUCUCAAGCUUGGAUUGAAGUUUGCUGCUAAAGGUCUAGUUCUUCCUUUCCUCUCAAGAAAGCAUUGGUCUGGAGUGAGAGCAGCUUCUUCACAACCCAAAAUAGGCCUAGUUUCUGGCCUUCCUCUAAGUCCAGAAACCGAGUUGAGAAGAAGAGACAGGAGAGCACCAUUUGCUGACCCAAUUGGCGCCAUGACAGCAACGGUAGUACCAAUGCUUAGUCCUGGUUCACCAUGCUCGAUUGCAGAGAGAAAUGUCGGCUUGCAGAGAACGGGAGAGGGAAAACAGCCGAAGGGAUAUGAACAAGAGUCGAAAAAUGAGAUGAAGAAGUUAAGGGCAUUGGCAAGGGCUAGCUUUGCUGGAGACUCAAGUGGUAAGGAAGCUAGCACUAGCUACACAUAUAGGUAGUGAAAUAGUGAUCUCUUAGUUUGUUUAAAACUUUAAAAUUUGAGUACUAAUAUGUAUAGAAUUCUUAAGAUUCACAAAGUUUCUGCAGAGUUAUAACAUAAUGUUAGUCUCUUCUGAAACUUUCUAGCUUAAUAUAUAAUCCAUCUGAUUUGCACAAAGCACCUUUAGCAAGGUUUUUAUUCCUCUGUGAAAUGAGUUUUUUAGUACAAAAAUCUCUUAGUUACAUGAAUGACAAAGUACAAAUAACUAACUUAACGGUCAAUCAUGACCAAAACUAAUAACCUUUACUGAAUCAAAUGUCAUCUGAUAAUCAUGAAUCUUACAAUGAAAAACAAAACAAAAGAACAACCUAGUGGAUAUUAUUAUCCAUGAGAAUCAUCACCAACAAAUCCAUUAGAGAAAGAAUCUUGAUUCCAUUCUUGAUCAGUGAAAGGCUUGAGAAACCCAUUAAGGCCAUGAACAAUCAACCGUUGACUUCGAUAUAUAUCUCGAAACACAACUGGUGCAUCGUUAAGCAUAGGAAUACCAUCACUUGAAACCCUCACCUCGAUCAUAAAACCCCUUGAAAAAGUCGGAAGCUUUGUCCCAACAACUUGGCUUCCAAUCAAAUCCUGCCACGUCAUCAUUCUCGGCACAACAUGUCGCCGGAAAAUCAAAGCGUAAUCGCUUAUAUUCGAUGCAUAGUAAUCGAAAGUUCGGUCCACCGGAGCAAAGAUGGUCAGUUUGGUCCCGUCACCGAGCCCGGUCAAUUGGGCAUCAAGAAGCGUGGCCAUUAUAUAGUAACCUCUCGACCUGAGAAACUCAGCAACCGAAGCAAAAGAAUCUGUCUUGCCGUGGAACGGGGCAGGCGCCGGAGCCGGAGCUGGGGACGGCGGCUGAUCAGCCCGGAAGAAAGAUGAGUCAAUGAACUUGUCUAUACCGUACAGAGCUACGAACCCAUCACCAAAAACGGCUUUCUCGUUGAUCCUGACGUCGUUUAUGGAGAUGUAGCCGUCGCCGGAGAGAGAAGCGGUGACGAUUAGAGGAUGGUCGGGGACCAUGGUGGGUAUUACUGAGCCACGAGGAAGAGUCUUGAGUGUUUCGAGGGAGAGUUUUACGGGGGACACGUGGCGGCGAAGGAGAAACAGGGAAGGUUGGCCUGACUUGACGAAAGCUUGGUCUGCCGGAGCAAAGACGGUGGCGGUCGGUGAAUCGUGUUUAAUGGUUUGAGAGGCGAUUUUAAGGGUCAAGGACAUUGAGAGGUAGCCGGAGUUUGAGAGAAUCUCGGCGGCGUUUAAAAGGGUCAAGCAAGAGCCGAGAGCAGAGGAGGAGAAGAUAGAAAGAAUGAAGAAGAAGAAGAAGAGAGAUUUGGCCAUGGUAGUGGGAGAGAGAGAAUGGUUCUUGGCUUUCUUUGCCUUAGUC
Molecule: messenger RNA, 5439 nt
Organism: Cannabis sativa
Lineage: Eukaryota; Viridiplantae; Streptophyta; Magnoliopsida; Rosales; Cannabaceae
Exons: 13
Coding region: 685-4038 (1117 amino acids)
Source: RefSeq, a predicted model, not a curated record